Mollisia scopiformis is the source of this 862-nucleotide messenger RNA. RefSeq lists its product as uncharacterized. The coding region runs from base 36 to 626 and encodes 196 amino acids. NCBI's taxonomy places the organism in Eukaryota, Fungi, Ascomycota, Leotiomycetes, Helotiales, Mollisiaceae. The transcript has a single exon. The record is from RefSeq and is a predicted model, not a curated record.
CUUUUGCUCUGCCGACCACUCACUGAAUCAUCAUCAUGCAACACCAAUUCGCGGAAAGGAUGUUGUUGUUCUUCUGCAGCAGAUGGUUCAACGGGAUCACGAUGGUUACAGUACCAUUGUACAUACAUACAGUAUGUCUAUUGAUAGAACCGCUUGCUUGCUUGUUGCUGGCUCGUCCUGAGGAAAGACAAGACGGGAGAGGAAUGGUGGAUGUGACUGUGACCAUCUCCAUCUCGGGGCCGUCUGGGAUAGGUCUAGUCAGGAACACCUGGCCGACAGGGAUCACGCAGCCUCAUCAAGCCUCAUCUCGCAUUCGUUAUUCGCUGGCGACACUGACACUGACACUGACACUGACACUUCUGCCGUCGGGCGAGACUGCCUCUUCCUCUCCUCCUCUCCAGGAAGAUUAUUCAUACAGUAGAGUGACCUGCGACGUAGGAUCGGUCACGGGAGAUCAUGAGAUCGCAGCUGCGUUUGGACUCUUCACUUCAGUUCAGCAUUUAUUUAGACUUUUCGGCUUUUCCCCCUCAGACCUCAACUCAGCAGUCAGAAAUCAUCAACCUUAUCAAUAUUUGGCUUUCAUUUUCAGGAGUCUGCAAAUCUCCUUGCUCUGCCCUGCUGGAUAGGGAUAGCGGUUGGUGCAGGGUGAUUGGCGGGGAUCUAGGAGAUUGAGAUUGAGAUUGCCGCUCCCACUUUAUUAUUUCAUCAAGAACGUCAAAUUCAGCCAGGCCGUGCGAUAUUGCUUACGAUUUAUGAACGAGUGAGUGGAAUUGCUUUCAUAAAAUUGAGCGUCUCAAUUUUCAUAAAUCAUGGCAUUUUCCCCUUCGUCAGCCGACGACGACGACGACGACGUGAAGAGUGG